Molecule: messenger RNA, 1353 nt
Organism: Larimichthys crocea (large yellow croaker)
Lineage: Eukaryota; Metazoa; Chordata; Actinopteri; Sciaenidae
Gene: psmf1
Product: proteasome inhibitor subunit 1
Exons: 7
Coding region: 88-918 (276 amino acids)
Biological process (GO): proteasome-mediated ubiquitin-dependent protein catabolic process
Molecular function (GO): endopeptidase inhibitor activity; proteasome binding
Source: RefSeq, a predicted model, not a curated record
UGAAAGGCGCAGACCGGAUGUGUUGCAGAGUUUCGUUUUCAUUUCUCGGACAUGAAACUGUCGUUACCGUCGUUACAGUAAAGAAGCAUGGCGGGUCUGGAGGUGUUGUACACCUGCGUGUCUGACGGCAUCACCUGUCCGCAGGACGCCGUCGUGUGCUUCGUGCACUGGGACGUGAUAAAGAGCGGGUACAGGUGUGUCGGCUGCGGGGACGAGCCCCGCAGCAGUGACAAGAAGUCAGAGCUGCUGCCCGCUGACUGGAGCAGCAACAAGGAGUUGUACAGUCUGCGAUAUAAAGCCAAAGACGGUGACACCCAAUUCAUGCUCAAAGCCAUCGUUGUCGACUCCACGCUGAUCUUCAACCUGAUGAACUCCAGCACACAGCAGGUGACAGACCUGACGGUGAACAUCAGCGAUCACGUGGACGCUGAGCAGCUGCGCUCAUUUGACAGCGUCUUCAAGGACACUGACAGUUUGUCAGAGAAGGUGAGGACUCAGCUGCUGCCGCCCCGAGACAGACCGACAGGACAGAGGGCAGAGACAAAGAGUCGGAGGGACGAGGAGGUGGAGCAGAGGCGAAGAGGAGAGGACGACGACCCCCUCCGCAUCCCCACCAGACAUCCUCGCCAGGGAACACAGCCAAACUGGCCUGACCCCAUGCUUCCUCCGUUCGCAGCCGGAGGAGCCGAUCUGGAUCCCUUCGGGUCUCGCGGCGGCGGUGGGAUGAUCGUCGACCCGUUGAGGUCGGGCUAUCCUCGCUCUGGUUUUGACCCCUCCAGCGGCAUACCAGACAUCCUGCCUCCCGGAGCUGUUCCCCCCGGGGCUCGCUUCGACCCAUUUGGACCAAUCGGACGACGCAGGCCAGGGCCGGAUCCAGACCACAUGCCUCCACCUGGCUACGACGACAUGUUCAUGUAGUAACCAGCAGUGUCUCCUGCUUUUCUACUUCCUGUUUGCUACAUCCUGUCCUCUAGCCAAUAGGAGCCAGGGGAAAAGUUGCCAUCUUCACCUCCUCGAGGGUUUGAUCUGGUUUAGUCAUCAGAGAAUAAAAUGUUUUAUUAAGAGGGUUUCUUCUCUAAGUUUUCAUUUCAUAUAACUAAUGUACAUAACUUGUGUAGACAGCAGCCGACUCUGUGUAAAUCUGGUGUUAGAGGUACAUCAGCACACUGUUAACACACCUUUAACAAAAACAGACAUGGUCUGUAACAUUUGGACAGCCUGCAGAGAGCUUCUCCUCUGCUCUCUAGCCUGAAGGAAGUUAUGAUUCAUAUCAUCCCAUUAAACUGCAUCUUGUAGUUUAUUUAUUCGUAAAAUAAAUAAAUCUCGUCUUUCUGUUGUGGACACGUUAGAAGA